AUGAACGACCCCACGGGGCAGGCCCUCACCGCCCUGUCCUGCGCCUGCCUCUUCAGCCUGGUGGUGUCCUGGGGAGACACGGGCAAGACCCUGCAGGCCGUCUCCGCCAUACUCACCAACAACGGCAGUCACGCCUGCCAGACUAUCCAGGUGAGACGACGCGGUGCAACACAACACUAAACAAGACAACACACUUCCCCACUCAGGGUAGACUUGUUAAAACUGCUCCACACUAAUCAGACUGUCUCAAGGCAGCAGUGUCUGGAGAUCUGAUGGAGAGCAGAAAUUACAUUGGAGAGAAUGUCAAGCGUCUGAUUUCCACCCUCUUAUGUUACCCCGCCCGCAUUCUUCCACUUAUUAAGUUUAUAAUAUUUGAGCGUAUGAGUCCCUUGUUUGUGUGUGUACGUUAUUUUCUGCUUGAGUGAUACUAUUUGUGUGUGUGCGUUUGUCUGUCUGUAACCAUGUUUAACCAACCUUUUUUAAUGCGAGUAAAGUCAUGCCGUAUAAAAAUUAAUCACGACAGGUGGAAUGAAAACAGCACAAUUUCGUAAAUGUCAAGACAAUUUUUUCGUUCGUCAUGUUGGGAUCUUUUUGUAUCGGUAAAAUUAAUAAUGCGACAAUUGUGAUGGAAACGGUUUUAUGCGCAAAUAUUGAUAAAAUAAAUGUCGAUGUCAACAUGCACUCACGCGAUGCUAUGUUGUGUGGUCCUCCAACUGCGACUUGGAAAAGCAUGCACAGUUUUUUUUAGGCUAAAGAUGAAAUAAGUUAUGAUUAACUUCACAGGGUGGUAAAAGUACACGGUGAUGCGUUUGAUGCUACUUUCCCAAAAAUAUGUGAUUUAGUCUUAUUGAUUUGGUCUUUAUGUAGCAACAUUUUUAAUGGUGUUUUUACAUUGGAUAAAAGUUGAGACUCCGAGCUAGAAAAUGGCAUAUCAUACACUGCAGUUUAGGAACAACGAGAAAGUAAUUCUGCUUUCAAAGUUGAUAAACUUGUAACCCCACUUUUGAGAAAAUGGCCCGUGAAAAAGGGCGGCAGGUAGCUUAGUGGGUAAGAGCGUUGUGCCAGUAACUGAAAGGUCGCUGGUUCUAAUCCCCGAGCUGACUAGGUGAAAAAUCUGUCGAUGUGCCCUUAAGCAAGGCACUUAACCCUAAUUGCUCCUGUGAGUCGCUCUGGAUAAGAGCGUCUGCUAAUGACAAAAAAAAAAAAAAAAAAAAAAAAAUUUGUUUGGUACCUACUGGAGAGCUCUUCUUUGUCUACACCCAUUCAGCAUCAUUCCCACCCUCUUAAGCCUUAACCCCACCCAUCUCUUUAAAGAGUCACAUGUGAGACCAUGUGCUAAACAGAGUGGGUAAGGUAGUGUAGUAAACAACCAAAUAUUUCAAGACUAAAAGUGGUGAAAGUAGUAGCAAAAAGUAGUAGUAAAAAAAAAUGUUAUCUAUUCCUUGGCCUAUAUCCUAAUGUGACUUUGGUGCAGGUCAUGUUGUUCACAUUACCGUCUCUGGUAAACACAUACUAUAUCAAAUAAAAUCUAAUUUUAUUUGUCUCAUGCACAGGAUACAGAAGGUGUAAACGGUACAGUGAAAUGGUUACUUGCAUAGUGGAGCCUUUUGUUUAGACAUGUAGCUAGCUAGCUAAACAAUGAACCAUAAUCCCAACUAUAAUGCAGCGUAAAAAAAACUGGGAAAAAUAGUUUUGAACGGUUAUCCAACUCGGAAUUCCAACUCGUGAACUCAGGCCUCUUUCUAGAGUUCCUACACAGAUCAUACACGUAAUGUUAGCUAGCUAACUUGCAAUGAAAAUGACUUUCUGACAAAAUUUGAAAACGUAUACUGCUACCUAACUGUGUUCCGUACAUCAGUGUUCCGUACGCUUGACCUUAUUUUAGCGCCAAAUAAAUUAAAUACUUCCAGGUCAACUGUAAUAUUAACACCAUUGUAAAGGCCAAUUUCUCCCCUUUCCAGCAAAAUCAAUGACGAGACCUCCACGCUCUGCAUGAUUGAAGAAAGCAAUGGAGCUCUGCCGGGUCUUUUUAACAAUGGCGGUGGGGGAUGCGAAGGCUAUUGAGUGAUAGGGAAAGAUAUGUCGUUUGGGGAAACAGCUUUUUUCACCCGAUUUGUCCAACUUAAAACCUCUAAAAUGUCAAUAAAACACUAUAAAGAGUUUAUAUAAUGUCUCAUUACAUACCUAUUUGAAGGUUUGUCUAAUUUUAAUAGAGGUUUUAGGGCGGCGCUAAAGUUGUCUUCACACUUAAACUGCGGCUGUCACAGCUUUUGAGAUGAUGGCUUGCAGUGAUGACACAAAAAAUGUACUCUUGAUUGAAUUAACUGUUGAUGAACUCACGAGUAAUUAACUUGACACUCACCAUUGAUAAUGUCUUGAUAAAUAAAUAAAUACCGUUAAAUAUUUGAUUCACACAAAGUAGUGAACUUUAUUUUGAGAGUGGUUGGACCCUAAUUGCUCCUGUAAGUCGCUCUGGAUAAGAGCAUCUGCUAAAUUACUAAAAUGUAAUGUAAAUGUAAUGUGAUUCUGUUCAAAGAGAUUAAGGAAUAUAAUGUUACUUUAUAUAAUGUUAAUGAAGAAAGCAUGAGAAUGAUUAGGGUUACUAUUAUAACUUCCAAUAGCACGAGAUAAAUACUUUUAUAAACUACUUAAUGUUAGUAAAUUACUGUAUAAAGCAACUAUUAAUAUAAAAAAUAAAUUAAACUAACAGUUGUAACACCAACUCACUCCAUCAUAUACACUGAGUGUACAUGAACACCUGCUCUUUCCAUGAAAUAUGCAAUAACAUUAUGUUGGAUUACAUGGAAAUGAUAUCCACAUUUGUGAGUCCAUUUCCUUGGCACUAUCUUAAUAAAUUAUGUCGCAUGAACACAAAAAAAAAAAACUUGUUUCAUUGUAUUAUGACAGGAAAUGUCUGGAAAGGGAAUGGCCCAACAAGCCCAAGAAACAGCACCACUACACCCCCGAACAGGAAGUGAAGGCAGGGAAGAGCCUGAGGGAGGUGGCUCGUACCUCCUGUCAGUACCUGUUUUUACAGGGAAGCCAAUGGUCCAAAAACAUUCCACGUAGUUCAUACAGUAACUAUUGCAGUUUGGUGACAUGCUGUUUUUUAGGGAGUCCUGUUCAUUUUCUUCACCUGUGCACAAUCAAGAGUAGAAAGGGAGGCACGCAGGAAUGUCGCGUCUCAUUUUGGGUUAGAGCAUGUCAUUUGCAAACGAGUUUAGUAGAUGGCACACGUGAGAUUUUAGGACAUGCGUUAUUGACAUGCACAUGAGAGUUCAGAAUUAUUGAACACAACUCUCGUGAAUAGGUUGGCACAGCAAACGUGAGAGCAAAAAAUCGAAAGCUCUUUGUGAGCAGGUAUGACGGGUUUGCUUGUGUAAAUUUAGAUCAGAGGAUGGCGCAGUGGUAUUCUUUUUAAGAUUCUGCACAAAGUAUUUUAUUCAAUUCAUUAUUUAUUGAUUCAGUGUUUGUGUUAUUGAUGACCACAUUGCUAUUAGAACCCUACUCAUGAAAGAUGUUUAAUAUUAGCCAUAAUAAUAUGAAUACUAAUGCUCAUUGAAACGAAAAUCAUGAAUAAUUAAGUGUAUAUGGUUAAGCAUGUUUUUAAUCUACGAGAGAAGCGCUACCCCUGGUGGAAUGAUGAUGUACGGCAGCGUUGAUGUAACGUACAGCGUUAGAGGGGUCCGUAAAAAAAAAAAAAAAAAAAAAGCUUUUCUCUAAUACUAUUGACUCAUUACCAUGUCAAUCAACGCUUGAACAGAAACAGCUUAUACCCCGGAUUUUAAUGCCAACAUAGUCGCUACAGUCCCAUUAGUUUUCAUUACAGCCUCGUUUGAAUGCCGCGGUUACGCAAAAUGUGUACUGAACACACUGUCAAGUGUUUUAUACAACAGCCUUCUUUCUGUGUUCUCUUUUUGGACUAUCUUCCACCGGGCAUUCCACUGAUUUCAAAACUCUGUAAACUUAUUCCGUGACAACGACACAGUUUCUUCCCCACCAUUGUCAUCAGAAAACUCUACAAUGUCUGGUUCAAUGAGAAUGUUUUUACCUAAAUCAGGGAUUUCCUCAUUCUGAUUUAUUUUCAGAGUCAGCAUGGCAUGAUCAUCCUCCAGAAAGUAGUCCAUCACAUUAACUUCAGGGCAGCAAUGUUGAAAGUUGUAGCAAAACCUUCAUGAUAUCUUUCAAAAAAAGCAGCGGUAGACAGGAUUACCCACACAUACUUAGCAGCUCAUGUUAUAGACAGAAGCAUGCUACAUGGCAGACCAAUCCUCUCUCUUCUCUCGGCAUGUCCAGCCCAUCCAUUAUCUCAGCCAAUCAUGGCUAGCGGGAAGGUUCCUGUAUUUUUCCGUGGCUAAACCAACUAGGCUUGUUAUUUAACAUUUGUAUUUGUUUUUACAGAUGGCAUGCUUGUUUGUUAUUAAGACACAUGAAAGUUAUCAUGUUCCAGAAGGCUUUUCUGCCUCCAAAGUUUUAAUUUUUUUAAAUGUUCAAAUGCCUCUCUUGUGAAGAAGUGACGUGCGACAUACACCUAGUUUCUUGAAACGGGUCACAUAUAGAGGGCCUUCAUUUGUAUGCUGAUGAUCAGUGCUAGGAUGCCAAUUGACAAAUACAAAUUAUCUUGCUCCUAUCCAUAAUCUCAUCAUGCACUGUGUCUGCGAGCUGAUGGCUAGAGUGCACGUGCCAAGACCCGAGGGGGCAGAUUUGCUGUUUAUCGCAGACUUUUUGUGCCAAAACCAUCGACAGAGAUAAAAAUGGGAUGGAAACACACAACUUUAGUUGUUUUAUUCGGUAAAUGAAAAGUUAUACGACUAAAUGCUUUUUAUGUGCACUACGUCACCGUGCACAACCUUUUAUUCACAAUAAGUCAGUAUGAUGGAUGGAAACACCUGUGGUGGGCAAAUGCGCAUAUUCAUUUAAUGCAGAUUUUAGAAUAUUUGCAUGAAAAUCUGUCGCAAAUUGGAUGGAAAACCUAGUUUGUGAGAUGAUUUGUUUCCUCUGUAUCAAAUGGUGUCUUCAUUACGUUAAUGCACAGUUCAGAGAAUCAUGCUCUUCAGGGGUGAAUGGCGAUAUUUCCAUUGGAUAGGCCUAAAACUCCUGAUGAGUGUUUAUACAGUAAAACAAUACUUUCUGUUUGAAAAUCCCGUCAUCAUCAGGCCUCCACAUAUUACUCUAGUUAAUGUGUGCCAUGAUUAACCCCAAAAUGGACUACAUCAAGGCGGAUCCAGGUAUUAACAUUUAUCAGAAACAAUGUUAUCUGAGAAAAUCAUGGAUUCUGAGGUUACUAUUGAUGGUGUUAGAGUAUUCAAGGCUGAUAGAAUGGGCAAAGGUGGUGGUGUUUCUAUCUAUACAAAAAGUCACCUUUGUGUCUCUUUUUUAAAGGCUUCUUCCAGUCUUAAACUAUUUGAAUUUCUAGCUUUAAGUCUUCGACUAGGUUCUAAUUGUAAAGUAACUCUUCUGGGAGUCUACCGCCCUCCCUCCGCUAAGAAAUGUUUGUUAACUAGUCACACUGACUUAAUAGCUUAUUUUUCUACUUCUGAGAUGUUUGUCCCAGGUGACUUGAAUCUGUCCUGGGGAACCCAAGACUCAGACGGUUUAAUGGAUUUUUGGAAUAACCUAAAUCUCACUCAGUUGAUUACCAAGCCCACACGUCUAAAUCAGAGGGAUCCUACGAAAUCAACAUUAAUUGACCUUACGUUUACAAAUACUCCAGAGAAAUUUGUGGUUAGUGGUGUUUUCUCCCAGGAUAUUAGCGAUCACUGUCCUAUUGUUUGUAUUAAAGAUGUUAGGACUCAUUGGGCAAAACCAUGCAUUAUUACAAAGAGACAUUUUAAAAUGUUUAGUGAACAAGCUUUUUUACAUGAUCUCUACCAUUGUGAUCUUAAAGGUAUCUUAGCUAUACCAGAUUCUAAAUAGGCUCUUAACCACUUUAUUACUGUUUUUAAAAACAUUGCAGAUAAGCAUGCCCCGUUUAAAAAAAACGGAGAGCUCAAAGUAGGUUGAACACUUGGUUCACACCUGAUUUUAUGAGUUCAUACGCAAUAGAGAUGCUGCCUGGGCUAUGGCUAGAAGUACUGACUCCGGCCGGGACUGGCAAUCCUUCAGAGAAUUGACAAAUCUAUGUGGGAAACUUGUUCGAAAAGCGAAAUCUGAUUAGGAUACUAACACUAUAGCUGACUGUACUGGAAAUCAAUAUAAAUUCUGGAAAGUCAUUAACCCCCUAAGGUAGAUACCGCUCUCCCGCAUAAAUGUAAUUAACAUAAUACAAAAAUCCCCAUAAAAAUACGUCAGUUUAAGCUAGAGAUAUCGUUGCAUUGGGUGCGGCUCAAUCCACUGCAGCCGCCUAUGUAACACUUCCGCAUCUGCGAUGAAAGGUGACAGAGCUUGAGUGUUGUUUGUCAGACCAUGAAACACCCCCCUACAUUUAUUUUAUGGAGACUGUUAAGUGAAAAAAAAGGGUUUAAAUACAUGUGUCAGCAACGGGUGUGACUGAAAUAGCCAAAUCCACUAAUUUGAAGGGGUGUCCACAUACUUUUGUAUAUAUAGUGUAGGUUCUGAUUUUUUUGGUUCAAUUGAGAGGAAUUUGUCUAAAUUUUUACGUUCAAUAAUAUCACGUUAGGCUAUUUCAUCUGGGGCUAAUUCACCUGAAGAAGAGGAAACUCAAAACACAUUAGCUAGAUCGCAAACUCUAAAUAUAAUACAAUUGUAUUUUGAGAUGUUAUACAAUCAGAAUGCAUUUUUCUCAAAUGAAAGGGUUGCAAAAUGUGUCAACAUUUUUGGCACUCUGGAGCCCUGAUAUCAAACCAGACCUUUCUACCAAAGUCAAAAAAAGCCAAAACAGUCCACUUCAUAGUCUCCCAUCUCUAUUACAGUUCAAUUCCGUUAAAGCUUCUACAUUCUUAAUCUUCAUUCUUCCCUCCCUUUCCUCUUCGUCCCAGGUGCCGACCAUUCUGAACGCGCUACAGAGGAGCGUGCAGGCCGUGCUGGUGGGCAAGAUCCAGAUCCAGGACUGGUUCGGCAACGGCAUCAAGCGGGCGGCGCUGAUGAACAAGUGGGUACUGAAGGAGGUGACGAUCGACGAGGAUGAGCGCUGCCUGCUGCAGACCGACGGCUCCUUCCUCUACCUGCUCUGCAAGGACGGCCUCUACAAAGUGGGCUCCGGCUACAGCGGCACAGUCAGGGUACGUGGGGUUGGGUAUAGGAGGGUUGAUGUGAGAGAGAGAGCGUAUAUGCUACCUGCUCUGCAAGGACGGCCUCUACAAAGUGGGCUCCGGCUACAAAAGUGACACAUCCUUGCUCACUGCAGGCAUAGUCCUCAUAGUUUCUUUGCCAGUUUAUAUAGAAAGGUUUUUAAAGCAUUUUUGUAACGCUAUGCUCUUCUACAGCAACAAUGGUUUUAUGACUCUGUACCUCUGCUUUAAAGAUGACAGGCUUGUCGAAGUGAAAAGUAGAUUACAGCACACACGAAAUAAGACUUUUUUUUUUUUUUAAUUUUUUUUUACAUUUAGCAGACGCUCUUAUCCAGAGCGACUUACAGGAGCAAUUAGGGUUAAGUGCCUUGGGCACAUCGACAGAUUUUCACCUAGUCUGCUCGGGGAUUAGAACCAGCGACCUUUCGGUUACUGGCACAACGCUCUUAACCACUAAGCUACCUGCCGCCCCCCUUCAUCAUACCUAAGUUCUUACAAAGCAUUAUGUAGAUCCUUCCAUUGACUUUUGAUCACACAGUAAUAGGUCAUUGAGUCAGGACUUUUCAAAAACAUAUCUCCGAGCAAAUGCUCCAGUUACUGCCCCAGUUGGUCGAUAAGAGGAGACUCUCCAUAAUAGCACUCUGCUGUUCUAAAGUAGUAGAAUAAAUAAAAUAUUUGACACUAACUUCCCCCAGAUUCCAUAAUCAUUCUCUCAUUUCUGAGGAGAAUGAUUGUUGAUGCCACAUAGUGCUGACACAGAGGACCAUACAUCAUUGAGGGAACAUAUUUGUGUCUAACGUUUGGCUGUGCGUUUGUGGUUGCACUCUAAAAUUGGAUCAGUGUGUGUGUGUGUAUUCCAGGGUCAUGUGUAUAAUUCCACAUCACGCAUCAGGAAUCGGAAGGAGAAGAGAUCAUGGUUGGGUUUCGCUCAGGUAACUUAACCUCCGGAUUCUGUUUUCAUAAUGUGGAAUCAAAAUAAGAUUAACACUAAAAUUAAGACUAUAGGCAACCUGGAAUUCUAUUUCAUCGCGAGUUAUGGUUGUCUUGUACAACGCCGUUUGCUCACUGCAUUGAUUUUGAUCACCCCCCAUUUGACCCAAUAAACAUGGUUGCUGAUCUGUAUGAUUGUGACAAAUGCAGUCCUAAAAGUAGUGUGUGUGUAUGUGUAUAUAUAUAUAUAUAUAUAUAUAUAUAUAUAUAUAUAUAUAUAUAUAUAUAUAUAUAUAUAUAUAUAUAUAUAUAUAUAUAUAUUUUAAAAAAAUAUUGAUUGAUUGUGUGCGUGCAGGGCUGCCUGUUGUACCGGGAUAUGAGUAACAACCACAGUACGUCGGCCAUCAAGAUCAACCCAGAGACUCUGGAGCACGAGGGGACCAUCACCAUGCCAGGUACAUGACAACACACAGUAACACCUCCUUCUCCCCCAUAUUGUGUGUUAUAAUAAACAAUGCAUGGAUUUUUUUUCAUGCACCAGUUUUUUUUUGUUUUUUUGUAAUGACUAUUGUCUUGAACCAGUGAACAAGGCCUCUUUGAAAAUAGAUUUUAUCUUGAGAUUAACUUGGAUACAUUUAAUAAUAAUAUUUAAGGCUCAUAAAACUAAUAGGUGCUUUUAACCCGAUUGACCAGUGAUUGACAAUAUACCCUUUAGCCAGUUAUCAUAUCAUUAAUAUACGCUAAAAUAAGGCUUGUACCUACAAUAUUUCAAUAUUCCUGAUUGAACUAGGAAAGGAUUGAAAGGGAACCAAAUGGACAAAUAGCCACAGGACAAGGAUGGCUACAUAGCUUUAUCGAUUCAAUGUGCAGACAACACUUGAAACACUAUCUGUUUUUUACAGUAUGCAAAAAAAUUGUACCGUAUCAAGGACGGACACUUUAAUUAAUAAAAAAAUAAUAAGGUUGUAUUAACGGAAACGGAGGCCAAUGCACAACGUUUCGGCUGAAUUCCUUUGUCAAGAACAUGACAAAUUCAUCUCCCUCUUCUUUGUAUAUUAUAACUAAUCUCAUCUUGCUCACUCUGUCCUCUCCAUAGGCCUACAGGCAGACGGCCAGAACAUAGUCUUCACCGAUGGAGAGUACAUCAACCAGAUUGCUGCCUGCAAAGAUGUGAGUCUCCUCAUUCUCUAUCACACACACACACACCUACCUACCUGCUCCAGGGGCGCUAAAGUAUUCUUCCAUUCUUUUAUUUUUUUGCUUCUUGAGAGAGAGGAGUUGAUAGGGCCAAUACGUACAAACAACUCCCACUCCUCAAAUGGUUAUUAUACUAUAAUGUAGAGAGCUGCUGGCCCCGACAGAGAUCAUAACGGCGUGGUCAGCAUUUUUCCUGCUGUGGCCUUGAGCAGGCGGUCAGACUACUUCAGGAUGAAAAUAUUUGGUAACACUUUACUUGACACCCAGCUUCAUAGAGUACUAGGUCCAAAAGGCUCCUUAACAGCUUCUACUCCCAAGCUAUAAGACUGCUGAACAAUUAAUCAAAUGGCCGCUAUUUACAUUGACCCCCCCCUACUCGCUGUUGAUUAUCUAUGCAUAGUCACUUUACCCCUACCUACAUGUACAAAUUACAUUGACUAACCUGUACCCCCGCACAUUGACUCGGUACCGGUACCCCCUGUAUAUAGCCUCGUUAUUGUGUUACUUUUUAUUUUAUUUUUUACUUUUGUUUAUUUGGUAAAUAUUUGCAUUGUUGGUUAAGUGCUUGUUAGUAAGCAUUUCAUGGUAAAGUCUACACCUUUUUGUAUUCGGCGCAUGUGACAAAUACAAUUUGAUUUGAUUUCAGGUGCAGGGCAAGACACCCUCUUUUUGACUGAUGACUGACAUAAGGGCAUGUACGUGAUAGGCCUAUCUGGCUUAUAUGAUUAUGAUGGUCAUAAUGCUUCUUGACCGUGUCAUAAAGUGCAUUUUCUUAGUCCCAAGUAAAGUGACACAGGAUGGUCAUAAUGCUUCAUGUGUCUGUACCUUUGUGUGUGUCUCUUAUCUGUCCCCGUUGUUCCAUAAGGUGUAUUUUUACCUUUUAAAAUGUAUUUAUUUAUCUGAUUUUAGUGUUUGCAUCAGUUACCGGUUGUGGAAUAGAGUGCCAUGUAGUCAUUGCUCUAUGUAGUACUGUGUGCCUCCCGUAGUCUGUUCUGGACUUGGGGACUGUCAAGAGACCUCUGGUGGCAUGUCUUGUGGGGUAUGCAUGGGUGUCCGAGCUGUGUGCUAGUAUUUUAAACAGACAGCUCGGUAUAUUCAGCUUGUCAGCACCUCUUACAAAAACAAGUAGUUAUGAAGUCCAUCUCUCUUCAGCUUUGAGCCAUGAGAGAAUUUUAGCUCUCCGUGUACUUUUAAGGGCCAGCCGUGCUGCCCUGUUCUGAGCCAACUACAAUCCCUCUUUGUGGCACCUGACCACACUACUGAACAGUAGUCUAGGUGCGACAAAACUAGGGCCUAUAGGACCUGCAUUGUUGAUAGUGUUGUUAAGAAGGCAGAGCAGCUCUUUAUUAUGGACAGACUUCUCCCCAUCUUAGCUACUGUUGUAUAAAUAUGUUUUGACCAUGACAGUUUACUCCAAGCAAUUUAGUCACUUCAACUUUCACAUUAUUCAUUGCGAGAUGUAGUUGAGGUUUAGGGUUUAGUGAAUGAUUUGUCCCAAAUACAAUGCUUUUAGUUUUGGAAAUAUUUAGGAUUAACUUACUCCUUGCUACCCAUUCCGAAAUGAACUGCAGCUCUUUAAGUGUUGCAGUCAUUUCAGUUCCUGUAAUAACUAAAGUGUAUAGUGUUGAGUCAUCCGCAUACAUAGACACACUGGCUUUAUUCAAAGCCAGUGGCAUGUCAUUAGUAAAGAUUGAAAAAAAGUAAGGGCCUAGACAGCUGCCCUGGGGAAUUUCUGAUUCUACCUGGAUUAUGUUGGAGAGGCUUGCAUUAAAGAACACCCUCUGUGUUCUGUUAGACAUGUAACUCUUUGUCCACAUUAUAGCAGGGGGUGUAAAGCCAUAACACAUACGUUUUUCCAGCAGCAGACUAUGAUCUAUAAAGUCAAAAGCUGCACUGAAGUCUAACAAGACAGCCCCCACAAUCAUUUUAUCAUCAAUUUCUCUCAGCCAAUCAUCAGUCAUUUGUGUAAGUGCUGUGCUUGUUGAGUGUCCUUCCCUAUAAGCAUGCUGAAAGUCUGUCAAUUUGUUUACUGUAAAAUAGCCUUGUAUCUGGUCAAACACCAUUUUUUCCAGAAGUUUACUACAGGUUGGUAACAGGCUGAUUCGUAAGCUAUUUUAGCCAGUAAAAGGGGCUUUAAUAUUCUUGGGUAGCGGAAUGACUUUUGCUUCCCUCCAGGCCUGAGGGCACACACUUUCUAGUAGGCUUAAAUUGAAGAUAUGGCAAAUAGGAGUGGCAAUAUACUAUCCACUAUUAUCCUCAGUAAUUUUCCAUCCAGAUUGUCAGACCGGUGGCUUGUCAUUGUUGAUGGACGACAAUAAUUAUUUCACUUCUUCCACACUGACUUUACGGAAUUCUCGUCUUUCAUAAUUUGGUCAGAUAUACAUGGAUGUGUAUUGUCAGCGUUUGUUGCUGGUAUGUCAUACCUAAGUUUGCUUAUCUUGCCAAUGAAAAAGUCAUUAAGGUAGUUGGCAAUAUCAGUGGGUUUUGUGAUGAGUGAGACAUCUGAUUCUAUGAAUAAUGGAGCCGAGUUUGCCUUUUUCCAAAACAUUUCAGUUAAGGUGAUUCAAAGCUUUUUACUAUCAUUCUUAUAUUAUUUAUUUUUGUUUCAUAGUAUAGUUUAUUUUUAUUUCGUUUAGUCACAUGAUUUCUUAAUUUGCAGUACGUUUGCCAAUCGAUUGAGCUGCCAGACUUAUUUGCCAUACCUUUUUUCCUAAUUUACAUUUACAUCAUUUAGCAGACGCUCAUCCCUCUCAACCAUACACUUUUUUAAUUCCUUGUCAAUCCAAGGGGAUUUAACAGUUUUUACAGUCAUUUUCUUAAUGGUUGCAUGCUUAUUAGUAACUGGAAUAAGGAAUAUCAUAAAUGUGUCAAGUGCAGCGUCCGGUUGCUCCUCAUUACACACCACAGACCAGCAAAUAUUAUUUACAUCAUCAACAUAAGAAUCACUACAAAACUUAUUGUAUGACCUCUUAUACACUAUAUUAGGCCCAGCCUUUGGAACUUUGGUUUUCCUAGAUAUGGCUACUAUAUUGUGAUCAUUACAUCCUAUGGAUUUGGAUACUGCUUUAAAUCAAAUUUCUGCAGCAUUAGUAAAGAUGUGAUCAAUACAUGUUGAUGAUUUAAUUCCUGUGCUAUUUCUAACUACCCUGGUAGGUUGACUGACAACCUGAACCAGGUUGCAGGCACAGGUUACAUGUUUGAAGCUUUUUCUUGAUGAAAGCCAGUCAAUAUUUAAAUCACCUAGAAAAUAUAUAUCUCUGUUGAUAUCACUUACAUUAUCAAGCAUUUCAUAAAUGUUAUCCAGAUACUGACUGUUAGCACUUGGUGGUCUAUAGCAGCUUCCCACAAGAAUGGGCUUUAGGUGAGGCAUAUUACUUCAACAGUAUUUAACAUGAGAUCCUCUCUAAUCUUUACAGGAAUGCGGUUGUGAAUAUAGACCGCAACACUGCCCCCGUUGGCAUUUCUGUCUUUUCGGUAGAUGUUAUAGCCAUGUAUUGCUACAACUUUAUCAUCAAAGGUAUUAUUUAAGUGAGUUUCAGAGAUAGUCAGAAUAUGAAUGUCAUCUGUUACAAGAAAGUUAUUUACUUCAUGAACCUUGUUUCUUAGUCUACAUAUGUUCAUAUGGGUUAUUUUUAGCACUUUUCUGGGUUACUUGAUUGUUUUUAAUGCAUUACUGGGAAGCUUAUCAGAAGUAGACUUGCUCAUGUUAUUUCUAUUGGAACUGGUAGUGCACAGUGAGCUGCACACAGUGGACUUUCUACUAGUGCACACCGCCUUAGUGCUAACAGUGUAACUCCGGUUCAUAGGCACAUGAUUACGGCAUAUAAUAGCUGUAUGAUCAACAGAGGUAUUCAGGGCAGUUAGGGGGACAUAAGUUACUUAGAUUGUGUCUGCCAACGCUCCUGGGAUAAUGUACAUUUGAUGCAGCAUUAUGACAACUCAUUGUCACAAUGGUAGGGAUUAACUGAGCUGGUCUUGGGUCAUUGAGAAGUCAUUGUUUCAACGCAGCCUUGAAAUGCGUGGACAGAGUCCAGGAGCCAAGAUGAUUUGGAUGGUCAUUCCUGUAGAGUAUCUUCUGUUUCCAGAAGGUAUCAAAGUUAUCUACAAAAGUGAUUCCAACAGAGCUACAGUAAUCUUUUAGCCAGAUGUGUAAUGCCAGUAGACUCCUGAAUCUUUCACACCCGUGGCCCAAUGAUGGUACCGGACUUGAAAUUAUUGGCCACUUUUUGGAAUCUUUCAAUGCUAGAAUCAGUUCGUUAAAAUCAAUUUCAGAAUUUCUGAGCUAGCCCUCCUGAUGUCUUUUGACCCCACUUGGACUACUACAGCGUCAGCUCCUGGCAUCUAUCGUAGAAUGGUUGAAGCAGCCCUGUAAUGUCCUGUACUCGUGCUCCUGGGUUGCACAGGGUUUUUGCACUGGGAACCGAGAUGUUUCUCACCAUAGAGCUGCCGAUGAUGACAUCUGGUGAAACAGCCGGGGAGGUCCUGACGUUCUUUCGCCUCGAGUGGUUUAAAAGACACCUCGAGGACCGUAGGUUGGUGUGGCCCGAUGGACCAUAGCCGGCUGUAGUAUAUAUGCUGGAGAACCCCUGGGCUGGAGACAGGGUAGAGGAUGAAGGAGCAUGAAUCUCUGGAAGCAGGUGGGCGAAGCUGUUGGUCAGCAGGAUGGGAUCCUCCAAAGCCAUUUCAGCCAAUUCACCAAAGACCCAUGCCUUGCGCAGGGCUUACAGUGUGUGACGUGCCUCCACUGGGAUGCAGGAUCGAUAACCGUGGCAUCCGCCAGCUCCUCAUAAAGCAUCCUUGCUCCUUUUUUCUCAGAGAGGGGUGGGCAGGAAGGUCAGGGUUGGAUGGGGAGCGCAGGUGAGAUGGGAGGGGAGAGGUGACUUCACUAGGGAGGGGUCUCUGCAGGGCAGCUCUGCCCAGUCAGUCAUAAGAGUGGCAACAUGGUGGCGAGGCAGUGGCACGACGACCAAACUGAGGAGUAGAAAAGGUCUAAGAGUGGGACCUAUCCAGGAUACGCACCAAUGUCUCAAUUUUCUUACUCUGGACGUCCAGCUCAGACAUGUAUUCCUCAAUAAGCUGAAUGUUUUCACAUUGGAAAUAUGGCUGGACAAUAUUAUCUCAGAACUGUGAAAAAUAGGUGCAGCUCCUACAUGGGAUGAAACAUUCACCGUAGGCUCUGAAGGUGGUUGCUGCCAAUCUGGAUAAAGUCAGUUUCCCCUUAUGGCGGAAAGUGGUAGACGACAUUUUGGAACAAUUCUGUUAAAAUCCACGCAAAUAAAAUAGGUUGUAGAGGAAUCAGCUAAAAGUCAAUCAAUCCACACAGUGUGAUAGUCAGUUAGAUUGAAUCACACAGUUUGUAGGAUCACCACAGUCAUAGGCAGCGAGCCAGAACCCAACCACAGACUAGAAACCAGCCAGCAAUAGCACCCACAAUAAACACAACCAAGGCCCAAAACUCGCCAGCAUAACAACCGCAAGGAGAGAGCGGUGACUUACUCAAUGCGAUUGAAUGUUGGGACCCAUCAGCAACGCAAUGGAGGCCGUGUUACCAGUAUUACAGCCAGGAGAGAAGCACCUUGGAGGGGACGUAGUUUCCAGUACAGGUCGGUGGAAAGCCGGGAGGGUGGCAAGCACUACACCGGGACACAGAAGAGUCAAAAAUAGUAAAUCCAAGUGGAGUUCAAGUUAGGUAGUAGUCCAAAAACAUCCAAGGCACAUUGUCAAGUGGAAGGCACAAUGUCAAGUGGAAGGAUGAAAGCAGUAGUAGGCAGGUGUCUGCUCAGAUAAUGCCCCAGUGCAGAGUAGAGUGCCCAGGUAUAUCCAAGUAGGCCUCAAAAGUUUCAGCAGACCUGUUUUGUAUGUCUCCUUAAAAACUCUGUAUGCAAUAUUGCACUAUUGUACAAUGUGUUCACAGCCAGAUGAAACAAAGGUAAAUGGAGACACAAAUCCACCAAAAACGUUUCAGCUACAAACACUGAUCAGACAAAAAAAAGACAUGCUUGCCGCCAUCUUGAAAAGUGUGUGUGUCUCAGAAUGGUAUCAGAUCAACAAGUUGUAGAAACUUCUGAAGGAUGAUCAUAGGAAACAGGAUGCACCUGAGCUCAAUUUAGAGUCAUAGCAAAGGGUCUGAAUACUUACGUAAAUAAGGGGGUCUGUUUAAAAAAACAAAAAAGUUAGCAGAAAUUUCGAAAAACCUGUUUGCUUUGUCAUUAUGGGGUAUUGUGUGUAGAUUGAUAAAAAAAAUUUAAUCGGUUUUAAAAUACGGCUGUAACGUAACAAAAUUUGGAAAAUGUCAAGGGGUCUGAAUACUUUCCGAUUGCACUGUACGUGUCAGCAACCACAGCUAAUGAAGUCACUGAAACCCUUAACAAGGAGUCGCAGUCAGUUUUGGAAUGGGUGGCCAGUAAUAAACUGGUCCUAAACAUCUCUAAAACAUUGUAUUUGGUAAAAAUCAUUCCCUAAGCUCCAGACCUCGGCUGAAUCUGGAAAUGAAUGAUGUGUCUGUUGAACAAGUUGAGGAUACAAAAUUACUUGGUGUUAGCUUAGAUUGUAAACUGCCAUGGUCAAAACAUAUAGUUUAAUUGGUUGUAAAGAUGGGGAGAGGUCUGUCCAUAAUAAAGAGAUGCUCUGCUUUUUUGACACCACACUCCACAAAGCAAGUCCUAUAGGCUCUAGUUUUGUAUUAUCUUGAUUAUUGUCCGGUCGUGGUCAAGUGCUGCAAAGAAAGACCUAGUUAAAGGAAAAAUCCACCCAAAAUCACUAAUUCCUUUAAUUUACAGCCUUAAAUAACACUAAUAUGUGAACAAUAUUUUUUGUGAACAAAUGUUUCAUUUUGGCAUAAUAAUAGGGUUGGUAGCAACAUGGAAAAUCGUUGUGGAAAUGUAGAUGCAGCUCAAGUCGACUACAAAAUUCGCAAUGCGCUCUCUAUGGGCUGGCCAGCUAGCUAGGCAAAUAUACCUACACACAGUAAUACCAAAGACACUAGUAGCUAGUUAACUUUAAAAUCGCUCAAACAAACUGCACUAUCAAUUUAGGAGUCUACAAUCUCACCAUGUUCAACUUUCUGUGCGAUUCUGGGACAAGGAGCGCUCUCCUUCAAGGAGUGAACAGGAGUCUAUUGGGCGCUAGCUCAAAAACCCAACAUUAGCACACAUUUCGUCAACAAGAAGUACAACAUUACAAACCUUUUCCGAGAUGUUAGAUAGUAUGUUAAUUAUCUGUAAUAUCGUAUAGCUUUGGAAUCGUGACAUCAUGUACUUUAGAAGAAAAUAGACAAGUUUCUCGACAUAUACACUGACUUUGAGAAGGGAUUGUGUGACGAUAAGCUUAGCAACCACGUGAUGCAGCAUGACAACGUGAACGCGAUUGGUCGACAGUGUGCUCGGUGGGGCGUUUAUACAUUCCUUUAUUCAUUGGAUUCCGAUCGCCUUUCUAUAAUAUCUCUGGUAACGGCACCAUGCAAUGCACCCUGGACUAAAGAGGCAGACAAAUAGGAAAACUGUACUAGACCCACCUUAAAAUUAAACAUUUCUCGAGGUAGGAGUAUCGCAAAAAUAUGAUCAAUGGCUCAUUCGAGAGAAGACAUCCCCCCCAGAGUUAUCGGCCGGUAUUGAAAUCUGACAUGUAUAACAGACAUUUUUGUGAUCUAAAAGUCAUAUACCUAUUAACUUCCAGUGUAGUGAGAGCGACUUUAUCAAAGUGUUACAUCAUACCGGCCAGAUCUUUGCUUGCUUGAACGGCAAUAACUCAGAUAAAUAUGAAAUUAUCCAGGGAAUCGAUAGAACAUCACUCAGAGAUGCACAAAAACAAUAUAACAUUCAAAAUGGGUGAACCUUUUCUUUAAGCUGCAGCUAGCCCAGAACAGAAUGGCACGUCUUGCUCUUCAUGGGCUAAUAUAAAUAUUUUGCGUGCCAGUCUCUCUUGGCAAAGAGUUGAGGAGAGACUAACGACAUCAUUUCUUUUUAUAAGAAACAUUGUGUUAAAUUCCAAAUUGUUUGCAGAAUCAACUUACACACAGCUCUGACACACACACUUACCCCACCAGACAUGCCACCAGGGGUCUUUUCACAGUCCCCAAAUCCAGAAGCAAUUCAAGAAAGCGUACAGUAUUAUAUAGAGCCAUUAUUGCACGGAACUCCCAUCUCAUAUUGCUCAAAUGAACAGCGAACUUGGUUUAAAAAAAACCCCAGAUAAAACAAUACCUCACGGCACAACACCUCUCCCAUAUUGGACCUAGAUAUUUUUUAUGUAGGCUAUGUGUGCCGUUUUAAAAUGUAUAUAGUUCUGUCCUUUAGCUGUUCUUGUCUAUUAAUGUUCUGUAUUAUGACAUGGAAGAGUAGCUGCUGCUUUUGCAACAGCUAAUUUGGAUCCUAAUAUAAUACCAAAAAUACCAUGUCAUGGCAAAAUGGGUAGAAUUGCAGGAAAUUUGCUGUAAAACUGCAACAGAGAAAUCUGUACAUCAAACUUAUUUGUUUACCUUUUGUUAAUGAAGUAUUUUUUAUUUUAACAGAUCCCUCUGUACGUAUGAAAUUAUAGUUUUUAAUCCCGGUGCUGAGUUAAUGGGUAGCGGCUAAUUGCAUACUGUAGCUAAUAGGCUAUGUGUUUGCAGAUGAACUGAGGUUACAUUUACAUUUACAUUUACGUCAUUUAGCAGACGCUCUUAUCCAGAGCGACUUACAAAUUGGUGCAUUCACCCUAUAGCCAGUGGGUUAACCACUUUACAAUAUAUAUAUAUUUUUAAUAAAGUUACAUGCAACCAAUGUGAUAAUGAAUGGGGUCAUCUUUGUUUGUUUUUGCCGUGCUCCAAAUAGCAAUUUAGUGUUUUGAAAUUGUAUAGAAAUGCAGUAAAUGACCUUAAACUUUGUUAAAAUAGGCACAAAAAGUCAGACCCUGCGGUAUGGAGAAAGCAGUCCCACGCAGAACUCUACUAUAGAGUGAGUGAGAGAGAAUGAGUGAGUGAGAAUGAGAGAGACCCUAGUUACCUCAGUCCCAGGCAUCACUCUGUCCCCUCUUACAGCUCCGUCACAGAGAGAAGGGGUGUGUUUUUGUAUUUUUCUGUGUGUGUAUAAGGACAAACGCCUAGUAAACCAGCAUGUCACCAUACUCUCCAGGGUUAAUCCUCCCAGGCAGAUGUAGGUCUAUACAUUCAUGAGUAGUAAGCAGAGAUACAGGGGUGGGGGAGGACCUUACAUUUAUUUCAACUAUGAAGCCUUAUGCAUGGGUAUGUGAUCAGUCCCUGGAUAAAAGAGGGCGGGGGUGGGGUUGAACGUGUGAUAGAGAGAUGCUGCUGAUGAGAGGAGCAUAUCUACCUUCCGCAGAGGAGGGAGAUAGGCAGUAAAGGGAGGGGCAAGGGCAAUCCGAGGGGAGGAGGAGAAGGAGGGGCUAGGCAGUGGAUAUCUUACAGAAAUGGGAUGGGAUGACGGGAAGAAGAGCAUGUGCUCAGCUCAGCAGGAAUCAAAGCACAGUGGAGAACCGUGUCAUCACACCAGCAUGGCCCCAGUCCAGCUUCUGUCUAUCAUGGCCCAGCCCCCCUAAUACGUUACCUUACAGAAUCUCAUCACUGUCACCGACUCGCUCUCUCCUUCAUUCUUUUCACGAGCAUGCAGAGAAUGGGGUUCUAAACAUUUUAAUAAAAUACAUUUCAGGUAGGCUACUAGCAACGUCUCAUAUAUUUAACACUACAUGACCAAAAGUAUGUGGACACCUGUUCGUCCAACACACCGAUCUCGACAAACCGUUUCUGUAUGGACCUCGCUUUGUGCACGGGGGCAUUGUCAUGCUGAAACAGGAAAGGCACUUCCCCCAACUGUUGCCACAAAGUUGGAAGCACAUAAUCUUCCCUUCACUGGAACUAAGGAGCCUAGCCCGGACCAUGAAAAACAGCCCCAGACCAUUAAUCCUCCUCUGCCAAACUUUACAGUUGGCACUAUGCAUCGAGGCAGGUAGUGUUCUCCUGGCAUCCGCCAAACCUAGAUUCGUCCGUCGGACUGCCAGAUGGUGAAGCGUGAUUCCACUGUUCCAGAGUCCAAUGUUGGCGAGCUUUACUCCACUAGCCGAUGCUUAGCAUUGCGCAUGGUGAUCUUAGGCUUGUGUGCGGCUGCUCAGCCGUGGAAACCCAUUUCAUGAAGCUCCCGACAAACAGUUCUUAUGCUGAUGUUGCUUCCAGAGGCAGUUUGGAACUCGGUAGUGAGUGUUGCAACCCAGGACAGACUAUUUUUACGCACUAUGUGCUUCAGCACUCGCCGGUCCCGUUCUGUGAGCUUGUGUGGCCUACCACUUUGCGGCUGAGCUGUUGUUGCUCCUAGACAUUUCCACUUCAUAAUUACAGCACUUACAGUUGACCGGGGCAGCUCUAGAAGGGCAGAAAUUUGACUAACUGACUUGUAGGAAAGGUGGCAUCCUAUGACGGUGCCAUGUCCACAUACCUUUGUAUAUACAGUGGGGGAAAAAAGUAUUUAGUCAGCCACCAAUUGUGCAAGUUCUCCCACUUAAAAAGAUGAGAGAGGCCUGUAAUUUUCAUCAUAGGUUCACGUCAACUAUGACAGACAAAUUGAGGGGAAAAAAUCCAGAAAACCACAUUGUAGGAUUUUUAAUGAAUUUAUUUGCAAAUUAUGGUGGAAAAUAAGUAUUUGGUCACCUACAAACAAGCAAGAUUUCUGGCUCUCACAGACCUGUAACUUCUUCUUUAAGAGGCUCCUCUGUCCUCCACUCGUUACCUGUAUUAAUGGCACCUGUUUGAACUUGUUAUCAGUAUAAAAGACACCUGUCCACAACCUCAAACAGUCACACUCCAAACUCCACUAUGGCCAAGACCAAAGAGCUGUCAAAGGACACCAGAAACAAAAUUGUAGACCUGCACCAGGCUGGGAAGACUGAAUCUGCAAUAGGUAAGCAGCUUGGUUUGAAGAAAUCAACUGUGGGAGCAAUUAUUAGGAAAUGGAAGACAUACAAGACCACUGAUAAUCUCCCUUGAUCUGGGGCUCCACGCAAGAUCUCACCCCGUGGGGUCAAAAUGAUCACAAGAACGGUGAGCAAAAAUCCCAGAACCACACGGGGGGACCUAGUGAAUGACCUGCAGAGAGCUGGGACCAAAGUAACAAAGCCUACCAUCAGUAACACACUACGCCGCCAGGGACUCAAAUCCUGCAGUGCCAGACGUGUCCCCCUGCUUAAGCCAGUACAUGUCCAGGCCCGUCUGAAGUUUGCUAGAGUGCAUUUGGAUGAUCCAGAAGAGGAUUGGGAGAAUGUCAUAUGGUCAGAUGAAACCAAAAUAUAACUUUUUGGUAAAAACUCAACUCGUCGUGUUUGGAGGGCAAAGAAUGCUGAGUUGUAUCCAAAGAACACCAUACCUACUGUGAAGCAUGGGGGUGGAAACAUCAUGCUUUGGGGCUGUUUUUCUGCAAAGGGACCAGGACCACUGAUCCGUGUAAAGGAAAGAGUGAAUGGGGCCAUGUAUCGUGAGAUUUUGAGUGAAAACCUCCUUCCAUCAGCAAGUGCAUUGAAGAUGAAACGUGGCUGGGUCUUUCAGCAUGACAAUGAUCCCAAACACACCCCCCCAGGGAAACGAAGGAGUGGCUUCGUAAGAAGCAUUUCAAGGUCCUGGAGUGGCCUAGCCAGUCUCCAGAUCUCAACCCCAUAGAAAAUCUUUGGAGGGAGUUGAAAGUCUGUUGCCCAGCGACAGCCCCAAAACAUCACUGCUCUAGAGGAGAUCUGCAUGGAGGAAUGGGCCAAAAUACCAGCAACAGUGUGUGUAAACCUUGUGAAGACUUACAGAAAAUGUUUGACCUGUGUCAUUGCCAACAAAGGGUAUAUAACAAAGUAUUGAGAAACUUUUGAUAUUGACCAAAUACUUAUUUUCCACCUUAAUUUGCAAAUAAAUUCAUUAAAAGUCCUACAAUGUGAUUUUUCUGGAUUUUUUCUCCUCAUUUUUUCUGUCAUAGUUGACGUGUACCUAUGAUGAAAAUUACAGGCCUCUCUCAUCUUUUUAAGUGGGAGAACUUGCACAAUUGGUGGCUGACUAAAAACUUUUUUCCCCCACUGUAUAGUGUAUCUAAUCAAAACAGUAAAAUUCUGUAAGCAGAAAAAUAAAACUAAUAGGCAUGUUCAACUAUUUUAAAUAAAUUAUGACGUUCAACGAUGGAGAGAGUCUAUCAGAGCAGAGAGUGGAAAUAGAAUCUAAGGCGCACACUUUUUUUCUCUCACCACAGCAAUGCGUUGCACUCAAAACAUGAAAUGUUGCGAAAACCUAAGCCCGGACACAGCCCAACCCAAAUCUCACAUUACAUUUUUUUUUGGAGGGGGUGGGGGAGCAAGACAAUUAAUGAGGAGUGUUUCCAGAUUUCUAUGAACUAUUGACUAUACUUAACAAAAAUAUGUAAAGUGUUGAUCCCAUGUUUCAUGUGCUGAAAUAAAAGAUCCCAGAAAUUUUACAUUUGCACAAAAAGCUUAUUUCUAUCAAAUUUUGUGCACAAAUUUGUUUUCAUCCUUGUGAGCAUUUCUCCUUUGCCAAGAUAAUCCAUCCACCUGACAGGUGUGGCAUAUCAAGAAGCUGAUACCACAGAUGUCUCCCACUUUGAGGGAGCCUGCAGUUGGCAUGCUGACUGCAGCAAUGUCCACCAGAGCUGUUGCCAGAGAAUUGAAUGUUAAUUUCUCGACCAUAAGUUGUUUUAGAGAAUUUGUCAGUACGUCCAACCGGCCUCACAAUCGCAGUCCACAUGUAAUCACUCCAGCCAGGAAGUACCUCCACAUCCGGCUUCUUCACCUGGUGGGAUCGUCUGAGACCAGCCACCCGGACAGCUGAUGAAACUGUGGGUUUGCACUACCGAAUGUGCAGAAAUUAAACGUUCAGAAACCGUCUCAGGGAAGCUCAUUUGUGUGCUCGUCGUCCUAACCAGGGACUUCACCUGACUACAGUUUGGCGUCAUAACCAACCCUGUGUCCCAAGGAUCUGUACACAAUUCCUGGAAGCUAAAAAUGUCCCAGUUCUUCCAUGGCCUGCGUACUCACUAGAUAUGCCACCCAUUUAGCAUGUUUGGGAUGCUCUGGAUCGACGUGUACGACAGCUUGUUCCAGCCAAUAUCCAGCAACUUUGCACAGCCAUUGAAGAGGAGUGGGACAACAUUCCACAGGCCACAAUCAAAAGCCUGAUCAACUCUAUGCGAAGGAGAUGUCGUGCUGCAUGAGGCAAAUGGUGGUUACACCAGAUACUGACUGGUUUUCUGAUCCACGCCCCUACCUUCUUUUUUAAGGCAUCGGUGACCAACAGAUGCAUAUCUGUAUUCCCAGUCAUGUGAACUCCAUAGAUUAGGGCCUAUUGAAUUUAUUUCAAUUGACUGAUUUCCUUAUAUGAACUGUAACUCAGUAAAAUCUUUGAAAUUGUUGCGUUUGUUUUUGUUCAGUGUAAUUACAAAAUGAGUGAAAUAGUUUUACUUCCACAAAAUGCUAAUUAAGUAUGUUAAAAGCAGCUUUUAUGUGUUGGAAUGGUGUGGGUGUACCCCAACAACAGAAUGGUGUCAGCGUAUACCUGUCAUAAAACAAUAUGAAUGUGAGUAGACCGCUGAUUGGCCAGCUCAUCCUCCUCAGGAGGAUAACAUUAUCCUCUGAGGAAAUAGCAAGCAUUUUUGCAAUGGUCUGUUUGAGGUAGAAGUUUGAGGUGGGUUUUUUUAAGUGGGUUUUUCUCCAAUUAAUGCUUUGGCCAUAAAUAUGAGUAUAUGAUGCGUCAACAACAUUAUUUGUGUAUGAGUUAACAGAAUAUUAACUUUUAAAAGUUAGAUUUUCACUGGACAAUUAAUUUUAACUUGGAUUGCUUUUAUUAGAAUUUCUUACUUUUCAAACAGUGGAAAUUAUGAGAGAGAGAGAGAUAGAGGGCCUGAUGCUAUAUCUAGCAUAUAGUGCUGAAAACGGCCUUUCCAAGCAUUAUAUCCAAAGUUCUUUGCAUGUCAGGGAUGCCUGACUUUGCAUGUUUGUGUUUGUAUUUGUAUUUAUUAUGGAUCCCCAUUAGCUGCUGCCAAGGUAGCAGCUACUCUUCCUGGGGUCCAGCAAAAUUAAGGCAGUUUAUACUAUUUUAAAAACAUUACAAUACAUUCACAGAUUUCACUACACACUGUGUGCCAUCAGGCCCCUACUCCACCACUACCACAUAUCUAGUUAUCGUGUGUAUGCAUGUGUCUGUGCCUGUUUGUUGCUUCACAGUCCCCACUGUUCCAUAAGGUGUAUUUUUAUCUGUUUUUUUUAAUCAAAUUUUACUGCUUGCAUCAGUUACUUGAUGUGUAAUAGAGUUCCAUGUAGUCAUGGCUCUAUGUAGUACUGUGCGCCUCCCAUAGUCUGUUCUGAACUUUAGGACUGUGAAGAGACCUCUUGUGGCAUGUCUUGUGGGGUAUGCAUGGGUUUCCGAGCUGUGCGCUAGUUCAGACAGACAGCGUUCAACAUGUCAAUACCUCUCAUAAAUACAAGUAGUGAUCAAGUCAAUCUCUCCUCCACUUUUAGCCAGGAGAGAUUGACAUGCAUAUUAUUAAAAUUAGCGCUGUGUGUACAUCCAAGGGCCAGCUGUGCUGCCCUGUCUGAGCCAAUUGCAAUUUUCCUAAAUCCCUUUUUGUGGCACUUGACCACACGACUGAACAGUAGUCCAGGUGCGACAAAACUAGGGCCUGUAGGACCUGCCUUGUUGAUAGUGCUGUUAAGAAGAUAGAGCUGCACUUUAUUAAGGACAGACUUCACCCCAUCUUAGCUACUUGUUGUAUCAAUAUGUUUUGACCAUGACAGUUUUACUCCAAGCAGUUUAGUCACCUCAACUUUUUUAGAUUUAGUUGAGGUUUAGGGUUUAGUGAAUGAUUUGUCCCAAAUACAAUGCUUUUAGUUUUAGAAAUAUUUUGGACUAACUCAUUCCUUGCCACCCACUCUGAAACGAACUGCAGCUCUUUGUUAAGUGUUGGAGUCAUUUCAGUCGCUGUAGUAGCUGACAGGUACAGUGAGGGGAAAAAAGUAUUUGAUCCCCUGCUGAUUUUGUAUGUUUGCCCACUGACAAAGACAUGAUCAGUCUAUAAUUUUAAUGGUAGGUUUAUUUGAACAGUGAGAGACAGAAUAACAACAAAGCAAUCCAGAAAGACUAAUGUCAAAAAUGUUAUGAAUUGAUUUGCAUUUUAAUGAGUGAAAUAAGUAUUUGACCCCUCUGCAAAACAUGACUUAGUACUUGGUGGCAAAACCCUUGUUGGCAAUCACAGAGGUCAGACGUUUCUUGUAGUUGGCCACCAGGUUUGCACACAUCUCAGGAGGGAUUUUGUCCCACUCCUCUUUGCAGAUCUUUUCCAAGUCAUUAAGGUUUCGAGGCUGACGUUUGGCAACUCGAACCUUCAGCUCCCUCCACAGAUUUUCUAUGGGAUUAAGGUCUGGAGACUGGCUAGGCCACUCCAGGACCUUAAUGUGCUUCUUCUUGAGCCACUCCUUUGUUGCCUUGGCCAUGUGUUUUGGGUCAUUGUCAUGCUGGAAUACCCAUCCACGACCCAUUUUCAAUGCCCUGGCUGAGGGAAGGAGGUUCUCACCCAAGAUUUGACGUACAUGGCCCCGUCCAUUGUCCCUUUGAUGCAGUGAAGUUGUCCUGUCCCCUUAGCAGAAAAACACCCCCAAAGCAUAAUGUUUCCACCUCCAUGUUUGACGGUGGGGAUGGUGUUCUUUGGGUCAUAGGCAGCUUUCCUCCUCCUCCAAACACGGCGAGUUGAGUUGAUGCCAAAGAGCUCCAUUUUGGUCUCAUCUGACCACAACACUUUCACCCAGUUCUCCUCUGAAUCAUUCAGAUGUUCAUUGGAAAACUUCAGACGGGCCUGUAUAUGUGCUUUCUUGAGCAGGGGGACCUUGCGGGCGCUGCAGGAUUUCAGUCCUUCACGGCGUAGUGUGUUACCAAUUGUUUUCUUGGUGACUAUGGUCCCAGCUGCCUUGAGAUCAUUGACAAGAUCCUCCCGUGUAGUUCUGGGCUGAUUCCUCACCGUUCUCAUGAUCAUUGCAACUCCAUGAGGUGAGAUCUUGCAUGGAGCCCCAGGCCGAGGGAGAUUGACAGUUAUUUUGUGUUUCUUCCAUUUGCGAAUAAUCACACCAACUGUUGUCACCUUCUCACCAAGCUGCUUGGCAAUGGUCUUGUAGCCCAUUCCAGCCUUGUGUAGGUCUACAAUCUUGUCCCUGACAUCCUUGGAGAGCUCUUUGGUCUUGGCCAUGGAGCAGAGUUUGGAAUCUGAUUGAUUGAUUGCUUCUGUGGACAGGUGUCUUUUUAUACAGGUAACAAGCUGAGUUUAGGAGCACUCCCUUUAAGAGUGUGCUCCUAAUCUCAUCUCGUUACCUUUAUAAAAGACACCUGGAAGCCAGAAAUCUUUCUGAUUGAGAGGGGGUCAAAUACUUAUUUCCCUCAUUAAAAUGCAAAUCAAUUCAUAACAUUUUUGAAAUGCGUUUUUCUGGAUUUUUUUGUUGUUAUUCUGUCUCUCACUGUUCAAAUAAACCUACCAUUAAAAUUAUAGACUGAUCAUUUCUUUGUCAGUGGGCAAAUGUACAAAAUCAGCAGGGGAUCAAAUACUUUUUUCCCCUCACUGUAUAGUGUUGAGUCAUCCGCAUACAUAGAAACACUGGCUUUACUCAAAGCCAGUGGCAUGUCAUUAGUAAAGAUUGAAAAAAGUAAGGGGCCUAGACAGCUGCCCUGGGGAAUUCCUGAUUCUACCUGGAUUAUGUUUUAGAGGCUUCCAUUAAAGAACACCCUCUGUGUUCUGUUAGACAGGUAACUCUUUAUCCACAGGAUAGCAGGGGGUGUAAAGCCAUAACACAUACGUUUUUCCAGCAGCAGACUAUGAUCGAUAAUCUCGAAAGCUACACUGAAGUCUAACAAAACAGCCCCCACAAUCUUUUUAUCAUCAAUGUCUCUCAGCCAAUCAUCAGUCAUUUGUGUAAGUGCUGUGCUUGUUGAAUGUCCUUCCCUAUAAGCAUGCUGAAAGUUUGUUGUACAUUUGUUCAAUGUAAAAUAGCAUUGUAUCUGGUCAAACACAAUUAUUUCCAAAAGUUUACUAAGUGUUGGUAACAGGCUGAUUGGUUGGCUAUUUGAGCCAGUAAAGGGGGAUCUACUAUUCUUAGGUAGCGGAAUGACUUUUGCUUCCCUCCAAGCUUGGGGGCACACACUUUCUAGUAGGCUUAAAUUGAAAAUAUGGCAAAUAGGAGUGGCAAUAUCGUCCGCUAUUAUCCUCAGUAAUUUUCCAUCCAAAUGUGUUACUCAGGACUUGGAUUGCAAAAUUCUGUGGAUGUCCUAAAGCUCCCAAAUAUUUCAGAAAUUAUGGUUGUACGGAUUCUGGAUUUCCUGCUUAUUCUCUCCUUAUUCCAGUUAUCUUCCAACUAGGAUUUCUGGAAAACCUGGACAUUUUGAGAAUAAGUUACAGAAAUAUUCCUACCCCACUCAUGAGUCCAAGCUUUUUUAUGACCACAAACAUUUGUGUCCUUCAUACUUGCUAUAUUUCAAAGUGGAACUAAAUAAGCCGUUGCCAUGUUUCCCUCAGGAUGGGUUUGUGGUGAGGAUAUACGCGACCAGCAAUGACCCGGCACUGCAGCAGGAGCUCCAGCUGAAACUGGCCAGGAAGUGUCUCCACGCCUGCGGCAUCUCUCUGUUUGACCUGGAGAAAGACCUACACAUCAUCAGUGAGUGCUACUGACUGUGCUCCGCUGUGAAAUUUCCCCCUAGGACUAGCUUCCCCAAUCCUAACCUUAACCAUUAGUGGGGAAAAUGGAAAACUGACCCAAGAUCACCAUCUCGCUCUGUCAGAUAUUGGCAUAUGAGGCGUCAUCAUAUGUGCGUGUUUAAGAGACAAACCAUGUUUUGAUACCUUUCUAUUCAUUCCAUUCCAGUGAUUGCAAUGAGCCUGUCUCCAUAUGUGUGUCUGUUUGUGUAUCUAUAAUGUCUUUGUUUAUGUGUGAAUUUGUGCGUCUGUGUUUCUCUGCAGAAGUCCAUAUAUCAAAAUGUGUCUGUGUGUUUUCCAGGUACAGGGUUUGACGAGGAGGCAGCAUUGCUGGGAGCAGGCAGGGAAUUUGCUUUGAUGAAAACGGCCUCAGGAAAG
Coregonus sp. 'balchen' is the source of this 27391-nucleotide messenger RNA. The record is from the annotation of a GenBank genome assembly. Lineage: Eukaryota; Metazoa; Chordata; Actinopteri; Salmoniformes; Salmonidae.